AUGACACUUAGUUCGCUUAUACUCAAGGCGGUUCUUCUAGGUGUUCUGGGCGCUCUGGAUAGUGGACGGAGCACUCGUGCGUGUUCAGGUUGGUGUGAAUCCAACUUAAAUAUGUCCCACUGAUGGUGUCGCCAUCUUACUCUGCAAAUAACUCAGACAAAAAUAUAGUUUCCUCACAGUAACUCUUACUGGUAGUUAAGACUGACUGUAGCACAGCCUUAUAACUAAUGGAAAAAAUUGUAGAACUUCAAAUAUAUAUGAGCUUAAGUUAUCAGUCAUAAUUUUUAGUUAUCAGACAUCAGUUAUAUUGUUCAGUUAUUUAGUGACCCAAGGAGACUCUAAUUUGUUCUUCAUUCCUCCUCAAGCAGGGGCUUUUUAUUUUCCGUUACCUAGGGGUCAAUUGUCAAGCCUGCAUUAGAUGUCAACAUUUUCCUCACUUUCCUGAUGCAAAGGCUAGCUUUUACAAUUCAAACAUUUCUGUAGCUUUCGAGCUCAGAGAGAAAAUAAGAGUUACUGGUAUUUACCCAUUGAUUUUUUGUGCUUGAUACAAAAGUGGUGGGUAUACCACAUGCUUUAAAGCUUUUUCGAUCAGAAGAAUACCUGAUAUGUAUGAAAAUUCACAGUAUAGCUAUUUUUUAAAGGUAAAAGUAAGUUUGGCCUUUGUAUCACUCUAUUAUCAAUAUAGUUGGUAAACAUUGCUCCACAGUUUCUACUUCUAAUUUUCACCCAUGAUAUUUAGUCUCUAUGUACAAAAAGCUUGUGUGUAACUGCAUCAGAGCAUUGCUGUAGGCUGGCAGGUAAAUUACUUCUUAAUAAGUAUUGAUUCUGACACACAAAAUGAAUUUUUUUCAUGUGGCAGCAACAUUUUACAAAUAUGAAAUAGUGCAUUCAAAUAUAUUGCGCAUUGUGUCACAGGAGUUGAGCUGUAAGUGAAAGUCUUAUAGUUUCCCAAACUUACUCAGCGUUUGAGAUUUUAUUUUCAUCACUAAGAAUUAUCUCCAUUAUUACUAAAAACACUAAUCUCAAAAACCGUUCGAAUAACUUAUGUUAAAAAUUCAGAACAUAUUGCUCAUAUUAUCAGGCUCAAAACAAUGAAACAGAACUCACGUUAUCCAAGAUGACUCUUAUUUGUUGUGUUUUGUGCGUAGUUUACUCUAUGAAAUUUUCGAGGCCCAACGCCUUACGAGUUGAGUAGAUUGUUAGCUUCUAAAGCAGCUAUUUUUGUCUAGUUUUAUGUUAAAAGUAGUUCUUGAAAUUUACUGCGAUUGAGGUGACGAGUUUAAGGAGUUAAGAUAAAAACAACACGUAUUUAGAUUUCAACGAACAACACCAGAACUUUUCAGUUUACUCUGAAUGGAAAACUGAGAUUUAACAGAAAUAACUCUCCGAUUUCAGUUCCUGACAUCCGUGGAAAGAAUGGAAGCGAGCCCAGAAAGGUCAUCAAGGUUAACAGCGGGAAGAAUAAAAGACUCCCGUGCUGGAUCAAGAUCAUUGAUCCGAACCAAACGUUAAAGUAUUACUGGCUCAAGGACAAUCAGACACUCAGCGGAGGUCAUCAACGUACAGUCAGACGCUCACAGUUCAUCAUUAGAUACCUAAGGAUACGAAAGGCGAAGAAAGAGGACGCCGGCUUUUACACCUGUGUCGUGGUGAGCGACUGCGGCGAAAGUAAUCACACAAUACAGCUCAUUGUUAAAGGUAUGUGAACUUCAUAGGUUAUGUUCUAUGAUAUGUCAAAGAUUCAGUUGAUAGAUACAUCAAAGUCACUUGUCUUAUUAUAGCCACCUCUUUAUCAAGAUUAAUGCGUUUUCUUUCUCUGAGUAAUUUUUAUGCGAUUUUAGAGGAGACAAAGCCUCAAGACUUUGUGUCGUCAUACAUACUAAUGCUAAUGAGCGAGCCGGUAAAGUACACAUUCACUUUGCUUGUGAUAUUCGUUUUCGUGUAAAUCAGUUUUUCCAAGAAAUUUUUUUCUGUAAAUGAGUUUUUCCAAGAAGAAUUUUUCAAUAAAUUUCUGAAUGGAAAUCCUGUUAGUUUUUCGUUGCAAUUUUCUUGAAGCAAAAACAUGGCAACUUUUCCUUCUCGGAAAGCAGUUUGGGGAAUUCUUGUCACUUUUACCUUGUUGCGAAAAAUAAAGGCUUAAAAAACGACUCAAUUAGUUAGAUAAUCGGUUUAUACCAUAGCACGAGUUCGAGCCCGAGUCAAAUUUGAGUCAGAAGUCAAUUUCGAGUCACCAUAAAUUUUUUUUGUCUUGAUUUUAAGCUUUUUUUUUCUAUUUUCGUUUUGAGAUCUGUGUCAAUAUGAUCAUGGUACCAGGAAUACAAGAACACUUACUUUUAAGCUAA
Molecule: messenger RNA, 2342 nt
Organism: Pocillopora meandrina
Lineage: Eukaryota; Metazoa; Cnidaria; Anthozoa; Scleractinia; Pocilloporidae
Source: the annotation of a GenBank genome assembly